Cylicostephanus goldi is the source of this 277-nucleotide messenger RNA. The record is from the annotation of a GenBank genome assembly. Lineage: Eukaryota; Metazoa; Nematoda; Chromadorea; Rhabditida; Strongylidae.
CUAGUAAUGUCCCUGUUCUUUUGUGAACCAGAAAAUGCGAGUGAAAUUUUAGGUCACAGCAUCUUCUUUCCUCGAGAAAAAGAUCAAGAAAAAGUCAGAUCUGAAUCAUGAUGAAACGAUCCAACUAGCUAUCGAAGCUCUACAAAGCAGCUUGGGUAUCGAAACCCGUUCAAAAGAUCUUGAAGUCGUUGUGGUCUCAAAGAAGGACAAGAAGUUCACAAAGCUGACGAACGAUCAGGUUGAACAUCAUCUGAAUGCUAUUGCAAACCGUGAUUAA